Acomys russatus (golden spiny mouse) is the source of this 3453-nucleotide messenger RNA. It is a transcript of the gene Cnksr3, whose product is annotated as CNKSR family member 3. Gene Ontology annotation, biological process: regulation of signal transduction. The transcript has 13 exons. The record is from RefSeq and is a predicted model, not a curated record. Gene Ontology annotation, cellular component: membrane; cytoplasm. Gene Ontology annotation, molecular function: protein binding. Lineage: Eukaryota; Metazoa; Chordata; Mammalia; Rodentia; Muridae. Bases 477 to 2141 code for a protein of 554 amino acids.
CGUUCUCCUUCUCCGCCCGGGCGGCCCGCGACGGUGGCGCAGGAGGUGGGACCGGCUGGCGGGAAGGCUCGGAGCGCCGGCGCACGCGGAGCGGGGACCACGGGGGUGGUAGGGCAGCUGAGCUAGAAGUUCCCGGCCAGGAGUCUCACGCCUGGGCAGCCCGGGCCUGGGGUCUGAGGUCGCAGCAGUGCGCCCGCAGCUGCGGUGGUCGCGGGGAAGCAGCUGUGUAAGAGAGCGGCUGGGAGGAACUGCAGCUGGACGGCAGUAGCCGGGGGAGCAGCCGCACCGGACACAGCUGUCCUGUGCGCGGGGACCCAGGGCCGCGCUCCCCUGGCUGAGCCGCAGCGGGAUGGCCCGCUGACCGCGGCCAUGCAGGCUUGAACGGACGCCCGGGGCGCGCAGGGGACAACCGCGGGCGCAGGCUGCAACACUCCGCCGCCGACUUCCCAGCCCAUCGGACAGCGAAGCCGCUUACCAUGGAGCCCGUGACCAAGUGGAGCCCCAGACAAGUGGUGGACUGGACUAGAGGGUUGGAUGACUGCCUGCAGCCUUACGUGCACACGUUUGAGCGGGAGAAGAUAGAUGGGGAACAGCUGCUGAAGAUCUCCCACCAGGACCUGGAGGAGCUGGGAGUCACACGGAUCGGACACCAGGAGUUGGUGCUGGAGGCUGUUGACCUCCUCUGUGCACUGAACUAUGGCCUUGAAACUGAUAACAUGAAGAACUUGGUUCUGAAACUGCGAGCGUCUUGCCACAAUUUGCAGAAUUACAUCAGUAGCCGGCGGAAGAGUCCAGCCUAUGAUGGGAACACGUCCCGCAAGCCCCCCAAUGAGUUCCUUACUUCUGUGGUGGAGCUCAUUGGCUCUGCCAAGGCCUUGCUGGCUUGGCUGGACCGGGCUCCGUUCACGGGGGUCACGGAUUUCUCCUUGACAAAGAACAAAAUCAUUCAGCUGUGCUUGGACCUGACCACGACUGUCCAGAAGGAUUGCCUUGUAGCAGAAAUGGAGGAUAAAGUUUUAAAUGUGGUCAAGGUUUUAAAUGGCAUCUGUGACAAAACAAUGCGUUCAACUACGGAUCCUGUUAUGAGCCAGUGUGCAUGCCUGGAGGAAGUUCACCUACCCAAUGUGAGACCUGGGGAAGGCCUGGGCAUGUACAUCAAGUCAACCUAUGACGGAUUGCAUGUGAUCACUGGAACCACAGAAAAUUCGCCUGCAGACAGAUCUCAGAAGAUUCACGCCGGUGAUGAAGUCAUUCAAGUGAAUCGACAGACUGUGGUCGGGUGGCAGUUGAAGAAUCUGGUGAGGAAGUUGAGAGAGAAUCCCACCGGCGUGGUGCUGCUGCUGAAGAAGAGGCCCUCGGGCGCUUUCAACUUCACUCCUGCGCCCUUGAAGAACCUGCGGUGGAAGCCGCCUCUCGUGCAGACCUCACCCCCGCCCACCACGACGCAGUCCCCAGAGAGCACCAUGGAUGCCUCCCUGAAGAAGGAGAAGCCAGCCAUCCUGGACCUUUACAUCCCUCCCCCACCUAGUGUUCCCUACUCGCCCAGGGAAGAGAACGGGAGUUUUGCCUGUGGAGGACUCAGUAAGAAUAAACAGCCAUUGUCCGGGCGCAAAGGUUCCGAGUCCCCUAACUCCUUCCUGGACCAGGAGAGCCAGAGACGCAGAUUCACCAUCACUGAUUCUGAUCAGCUGCCGGCGUAUUCGGUGGGAACCAGUGUUCUGCCCACCAAGCUGCGAGGGAAGACGCCAUCCUAUGGCAAGCCCCGGCCUCUGUCCAUGCCUGCAGACGCGAACUGGAUGGGGAUUGUGGACCCUUUUGCUAGACCUCGAGGUCAUGGGAGGAAAGGGGAAGACGCCCUCUGCCGGUACUUCAGUAAUGAGAGGCUUACACCCAUCGUAGAGGAAAGCUCUUCUGUCUACCGGUUCUCUAGACCUGCGACUGAGCGGCACCUGGUGCGAGGUGCGGACUACAUCCGGGGGAGCAGGUGCUUUAUCAACUCUGAUCUGCACAACAGCGCCACCAUUCCGUUCCAGGAGGAAGGGCACAAGAAGAAAUCAGCCUCCACAUCUGCCAAGGCGUCCUCCGCGGAGCCAUCACUCUUGGUUAGCUGGCUGACUCGCCUCAAGCUGUUGACUCACUGAGGCUGCUCCACCAGCCUCCUGCCUGUCUCCUGCUAGCAAGUGCCUUCUUCCUCAGUGGACAGCUUCUUCAGACUCCACCCACAGUGCUCCACAACCUUACGUCAUUCCAUUUUUUGUUUUUUUUUUAAGGUUGUAUACUGCCGAUCCUGGAACUUAGAAGUCAGCGGAGGGCAUCGAAUCCAGAGGAUCUUAGGUGCUGUUUGUGGAGGCAGAAGGAAGGACAGACACGGCACAGCCUGCUUAUUUUUGCCUCCCCAUUGUGGGACCAUGGCGACAUACUCUGUAAAUUGUGUGUUGGCCAAACAACUUAAUGUCAGGAAUUGGCAGCAUUUUUCACAUUUGUUUUCUUGGGCAGUGGGGACUAGAAUUGAUGGCUUUUGUUGCAUAGAUGUAUUGGUUUGUGGUCCAACUUCUGUUAUCUGAAAAAGCCGAAGGAGAAAAAUGUUUGUUUUGAUUUUUUAUUUUUUAAAGCUAUAGGCCAUAUUUAUAACUGGCAGUGUUCAUUGCAGGAUGGCGUGGUGUGUGUGUGAGGCUCUUUGGAGCAGGGCUUACCUGUGGAUCAGCUGUUACAGGUACUUGCCCCACCGUUUUCUGUAACAGCUUCCGAGUAGGCGCACCCAGACACAAACUCAGGAGCACGCUUUGGUGGGGCUCAGUAUAUGCAUAGAACUGUGUGCUUUUCGUGAGAGGUGUUGCAGUUAUAUGUGCUGGUUCAGCGAGGGAAAGAAGCUAUAAGAUUUGCUGAGAGCCAAAGUAUAUCAUUCAGGAAAACGAAGCAACAAGAUUUGGGGUUAUGAGACGUUGGUCAGUUUGCGUUACUGACCUGUUUUGAUGUCCAUCUUCUGUGGAGGCGGGGAAAGGCUACAGCCCUUCCCAGGUGUACAUGUUUUUGCUAAUUAGAAAUAUGUUGGAAAAGAAAGUCUCAUGGUCACUGAUUUUUCAACUAGCAUCAGGUAUUUUGAAAAUGUGUGUCUUCAUAUUAAUUCUUGUUUAAACCGAAUGUACAAUAUUUUGCUAGAAUGGAAAAAGUGCUAUCUUGUUAAUUUAAGUGUUUUAAAUAGAGUUGUAUAUUUUUCUUACUCUUAGUCGCACGUAAUUGAGAUGUUUCUGUUUUGCGUCAUACGUGAAACCCAAGAAAAGGAACAUUCAGAGUGUUUUCAGAUUUACAAGUGACCACUCUGGCCAUUGCCAGCAUGGACACUAAUAUUAAAAGCUGAAAUAAACCCUCCUGAGCAUUUUGAGAUUUUAUGAAUUUGUGGUAGUGGGGCUAAAGAAGCAGACAGAAAUGGAACUACAGAAAAGGAAUAUUCUA